AUAAUCGGUAUGUUGUCGUCAAAAAUCCGAUAUUCCACCGUGAACAUAUGUAUCCGAUACGAUUAUUUCAAGAGGACUUCCGAUGUCCUAACUAACGUUGUUGCCUAUCGUUCCUAAGUGAAUACUUCCUGCGGACCCUUGUGGCGCUGCCCGCCUUAAGUCCGUUGGCUUCUUAGGCCUGUUUGCUUCGACCUCAGUCUCACCAGUCCUUUAGAGUCGCAACUUGUUCUCUGGAGACCAAGGUCGCAAAUAUGGCUCGCCAUACCCGCUCGAGUAUUAGGUUAAAGGAGAGUAAUGACGACGUAGCUCCGAGACAGAAAUCGCCUGCGAACAAACAUCGUAGAGCAAGAUACAAGGGCCGCGUUAAAUACGAUCUACCAAAGAAGAAGAAGCAUUGCAGUGCACUUGAUGCCUUUAAGGUGAGACAAUAAUUGCACGUCAAUUCUUUCCACACAGGAGGAAAUAGGACAUCAAGGAGGAUUACUUCUCUCUAACAUUCAUCAGGUCAAGAAAGGAGGUGCUGAUGGAAAGAUUCGGAUGAUACCUGUCGCAAAAGAAGAUGGUAUUCAUGUAAGACAAUCCUUAAUCCUUGUAAUAAUCUUCCAUUUGACUUCAACUUAUUUAUUCUUGCUGUACAGUCGGAGCAAUGGGCUCUUUCGAUCGUUCCACAGCCUGAAUCACUACUGCUAUCCCUACCUUUAGAACUUCGCAGGAAAAUCUAUAUUUCUAUCCUCAAUUGUCCUCAUCAUGAUUGGGCGGUGGAGCCUAAAAAGAAACGAAAUUGUUACGUCAACACUAGAUCGCGAUGUCCUCCAGGCCAGAAAUGUGAAGUAAUCAAAGACCUCAACACCCUAUCUCUACUCAGCAAGCAAAUAUACCUGGAGGUCGUUGGAAGUAGCCUCUUUUACCAAGUCACACCUUUUACCUUUCGAAGUCCCUAUAUGAUGGACUCAUUUCUCAACAAUAUCAGCCCCAUCCACCGAACCGCUCUUCGCAAGCUCCGAGUGGAUAUUCGUCUCCGGUCCUCAUUCGGUCAGCAUCCUGCUAUACCCACUGCUCUCUUCCGUUCUCUGUCUUCCCUCGCUGGCCUCACACAUUUGAAAAUCGCCAUUAGAAUUGACGCUGAUUUAUGUGAUCCGACGAUGAAGCUGGGGCUUCGCACCAAAUACGCGGUCAAGGAAGAAGUGCAGGAGAAGUGGAGAGCCGCCAAAUGGGAUUUGUUGGGAGGAUUGGGGGUGUUGAGCAAGCUUGAGGUUAUGGUUUGGGCUUCUAUUUCGAGGCGUACUAUGACUCCGAACGGGUGGACAUGGUCCUAUGAGGGGGGAUGGCUGGAUAUUGAUAAAAGUAUAUGGGCCCUUUCUUGAAAUGUCUGGAGUUAAGUGGUGCGCCUUGUGGGAAAGGUUUGGUGGUAUACUUGGGAAGGGGCUGUAUUACGUCUGAUUCAUGAGGAAUUAUUUAGUGAGUUCUAUCUACACAAAGUCUAAGAAUUUUCGCAUCUCAUUAGUGGAUAGGUUGUGCGUCCUUUUAUAUGAUUCGUUGAAAAAAGGGUGAGGGUCAUACAUUUCGAUAGCGGGCAUACCAAGCACAAAUACAUCAGGAGUAGAAAUUCAAAACUAUAACCCAAA
Molecule: messenger RNA, 1625 nt
Organism: Hymenoscyphus albidus
Lineage: Eukaryota; Fungi; Ascomycota; Leotiomycetes; Helotiales; Helotiaceae
Source: the annotation of a GenBank genome assembly